Messenger RNA from Macrobrachium nipponense, 2078 nucleotides. RefSeq names its product monocarboxylate transporter 14-like. Gene Ontology annotation, biological process: transmembrane transport. Gene Ontology annotation, molecular function: monocarboxylic acid transmembrane transporter activity. The record is from RefSeq and is a predicted model, not a curated record. Gene Ontology annotation, cellular component: membrane. The coding region runs from base 257 to 2011 and encodes 584 amino acids. The transcript is spliced from 6 exons. Lineage: Eukaryota; Metazoa; Arthropoda; Malacostraca; Decapoda; Palaemonidae.
CACACACACACUGGAUGAUUCCUCAGUAGCAGCAAGUUAGCCUCUUCUUGUGCACGUUUUUAUCUUACAACCUUAUCUACUAUGACAAACAUCACGGUGCCUGACGUAUUGCCGUAUAGUUUUCGUUCGUCCAAGGAGGCAGAAAGGUUAUGGAUUACCGCCGUUUCUACGAAAGGAAUUACUGACCGUCGUACAUCUACACAGCACGAAGCACGGCGGGUUACAAUUGCGCGAAUUUCCUGGCUGAAUCUCCUCAAUGGAGUUAAUCAGCCAUGACGAUUUAGAAAGUAGUGAGCCCGAGAGGGACGUGAUCCUUGAGCACGGCAGUCAGGAGGAUUCGGGGGACGGAGGCACAGAGGACAUUGUAGAAGACAUCAGAAGGGACGGGGAUCAUGAAGAUGGCAGGAACGACGAGGUGGACCAAAAUCUGCCAGGUGCCACCGACGCAGUUGUCCCGGACGGAGGUUGGGGCUGGCUUGUGGCCUUCGGGGCAUUCAUCAUCACCAUGCUCUUAAGUUCUCUGGGUCCUUGUUUUGGGAUUCUCUUUUCCCGGUACUUGUUGGAUCAUGGAGCCUCAUCGGUCUUAACAGCCUGGAUCUUCAACGUGCAGCUUUUCAUAUGGCAUUUGAUGGGUCCACUCGUGCGACCCCUGAGCGCAGAGUUCGGAUGGCGUCCUGUGGGAUUACUCGGCGUCCUCUUGUGCUCCACGGCCAUCAUAUUUUCGGCCUUCAGUCCCACUGCACCCUUUCUUUUUUUCUCCUUCUCGUUACUGAGUGGUGUUGGAGGGGGCCUCGUUGUUAGUAUGUGCUAUAUCAUUGUUCCUCAGUAUUUUAAUCGUCGAAGAGGAAAGGCAAAUGCUAUCAUGAUGACAGGCUUAUGCAUGGGACAGAUUCUAGGAGCACCCUUCGUGAGGUACCUUCAAGAUCAUCAGGGGUUCUUGGGCUCAACGCUAAUUUUUGGAGCUAUCAUUCUGAAUGGGUGUGUGGGAGUAGCAUUCUUCCAUCCAGUCGACUGGCAUAUGCAGAAAACCAAGGCAGAUGGAGACCAAUCCUUUCCUGAGGAUGGGCUCAGUCCCUUGAUGUCGGCGAGAAGAAAUAAGAUGGAGAAUGGAAAUAACAUGGCCAAGUACCUUGUAGAAAAUGCCUUUUCUGAACAACCCUGUGAUAGGUCUGUUUAUGACAAGACCCUUUGCGAUACUAAAGAUGCCAGCGGACCUGUUCAAAAGGAAAUGCAUUCACUGAAUUCUUUUCGAUCAGAAGAUGUAACAUUCCAAGUAAAAACGGCAACAGUGGUGAAUGCUGUUAGUGAAAAGUCACGAGAUGUUCAAGUCAAAGUGAAAAUAUCAGUACCCCUGAAAAUUCUAAUGAUUGUAGGACGUGUGGCACGUUCUACAGUCAGUGACUUGAAGAUCCUUCGAAACAGACGUGCCUUGAUUAUUGCUUUUGGUAACAUGCUCUGCAUGAAUGCUUACUUCAACUUCGUCAUGAUGGUGCCGUUUGCAAUGCAAGCGGCAAAUUUCACUUUGCAAGACUCAGCCUGGUGUAUAACUGUGAUGGGCAUUUUCAACCUCUUGUCAAGAAUACUAAUCUCGGUUGUGUCAGACUGGCCUAGCUUCAGCAUGAGAUUCUGCUGCAUGACUGGUUACGCCAUUCUGGCCAUUGUUAUAUUCGCCUUCCCUCUAAUGAAGGAGGUCACGUGGCUCGUAUUCCUGAUGGGCGUCUUCGGCUGCGGGGCAGCAGCUACGAUCAGCCUCCUCCACUUGGUGAUGAUCCAGUACAUGGGUGUCGAGAACCUAGCACCCAUUUUCGGGUCCACCUGUCUACUUAUUGGAUUCGGUUUUCCUACCUUUGGUCCGCUCAUAGGUUUCAUACGAGACUGGAGCGGAAGCUACAAAGCAAGCAUGUGGAUCCUCUCUGCUAUGACGGCGAUUGCCUUCGUGCUUUGGCUUGUCAUGCCAGCUGCUGUGUUAUCCGAUGCGAAGAGAGUGAAUAAGAAGAGCUUGAGUCUCUAAAGUUGUAUCAUUCCUGAGGAGCCAAUGAUAACAGUUUUGUAACUUUUCGAAUAAAACACUGAGAGAA